Molecule: messenger RNA, 3843 nt
Organism: Arvicola amphibius (Eurasian water vole)
Lineage: Eukaryota; Metazoa; Chordata; Mammalia; Rodentia; Cricetidae
Gene: Srms
Product: src-related kinase lacking C-terminal regulatory tyrosine and N-terminal myristylation sites
Exons: 8
Coding region: 368-1891 (507 amino acids)
Biological process (GO): innate immune response; protein phosphorylation; cell surface receptor protein tyrosine kinase signaling pathway
Cellular component (GO): extrinsic component of cytoplasmic side of plasma membrane
Molecular function (GO): non-membrane spanning protein tyrosine kinase activity; ATP binding; signaling receptor binding
Source: RefSeq, a predicted model, not a curated record
AGAUCUCAAGCCCAGCUGCUUUUAACCCUAGCCGAGAUCCUGCUCUCCAGAGCACACAGCUGUGGAAGGAUAAGAGGAGCAGCCUGGGUGGACCACGCAUUGAUACACCAUCCAGGAAACUGACACGUGUUGUGUGCCUGAUUGAGGAACCCUCUGUAAGGACCUCCAGGGUUAGGGUUAGGGUCUGUGUCACCUGUCACUUCCCAACCCGUGCCGAUUAAGGACGUAGGCAGUAAGCACCGGGGUAGCCUGGCUGUCCCACCAGCCUUUCCAGUUUCUUCCUCGCACCCUGGGCUCCUUGGUGCAUGGCUGUCCUGUUCAACCGCCUCAGCGGCAGCACUGAAGUGUACUGACCCAAGUCGGCUCCAUGCGCCUCCGUCCACAACCGGGCCCCCUCGGCAUGGAGCCUUUCUUCCGGAAGCGGCUCACUUUCUUGUCCUUUUUCUGGGAUAAGAUCUGGCCAGCGGGUGACCCGGAUGAAGACAUCCCCCGGAUCCAGGGACUCGACGACAAUCCCGUGCUAGAGCAGCCCGCUGCCGUUGAGCCUUGCAGCUUUCCCGCCCCACGCGCCCGACUCUUCCGCGCGCUCUACGACUUCACUGCUCGGUGUGCAGAGGAACUGAGCGUCAGCCGCGGGGACAGACUCUUCGCCCUCAAGGAGGAGGGAGACUACAUCUUUGCCCAAAGGCUCUCUGGGCCGCCCAGUACCGGACUGGUUCCAGUCACCUACCUUGCCAAGGCCACCCCUGAGACACCCUCGGACCAACCCUGGUACUUCAGUGGGAUCAGCAGAACUCAGGCCCAGCAGCUGCUCUUGUCUCCUGCCAAUGCACCGGGGGCCUUUCUCAUCCGGCCCAGCGAAAGCAGCAUCGGGGGAUAUUCCCUGUCAGUCCGGGCCCCAACCAAAGUCUGCCACUACCGCAUCUGCAUGGCACCCAGUGGCAGCCUCUACCUUCAGGAGGGCCGGCUCUUCCCCAGCCUGGACGCAUUGCUUGAUUACUACAAGACCAACUGGAAGCUGAUCCAGAACCCUCUGUUGCAGCCCUGCGUACCCCAGAUGCCCCUGGCUCAGGACGAGUGGGAACGGCCACGAUCAGAAUUUGUCCUUCGGAGAAAACUCGGUGAAGGCUUCUUCGGGGAGGUGUGGGAAGGCCUGUGGCUGGGCUCUAUGCCUGUGGCGGUGAAGGUUAUCAAAUCAGCUGACAUGAAACUGGCAGACCUCACCAAGGAGAUUGAGGCGCUGAAGAGCUUGAGGCAUGAGCGACUGAUCCGGCUACACGCCAUAUGCUCCCUGGGUGAACCCGUGUACAUUGUUACUGAACUCAUGGGCAAGGGCAACCUGCAGGUCUACCUGGGCAGCCCUGAGGGAAAGGCCCUGAACCUGCCUCAUCUACUGGGGUUUGCCUGCCAGGUAGCUGAGGGCAUGAGCUACCUGGAGGAACGACGUGUUGUGCACCGGGACUUGGCUGCCAGGAACGUGCUCGUGGGUGAUGACCUCACCUGCAAGGUAGCUGAUUUUGGCCUGGCCAGGCUGCUCAAGGAUGAUGUCUACUCCCCAAGCAGUGGCUCCAAGAUCCCUGUCAAGUGGACAGCACCUGAGGCAGCUAAUUACCGUGUCUUCUCCCAAAAGUCAGAUGUCUGGUCCUUCGGUAUCUUGCUGUAUGAGGUCUUCACUUAUGGCCAGUGUCCCUAUGAAGGAAUGACCAACCAUGAGACACUACAGCAGAUCAGCCGUGGAUACCGCCUGCCACGCCCAGCUGCCUGCCCAGCAGAGGUCUAUGUGCUUAUGGUGGAGUGCUGGAAGGGCAGCCCCGAGGAGCGUCCCACCUUCGCCACGCUGAGGGAGAAGCUGAACACAAUAUACAGGCGGCUCCAUCUGAGCCUCACGUGACCAAGUCUCCAGCCCCCACAGGCAGCAGUUCUGGCAACUGCUUCCUGAAGGGUGUCUCCCAAGGGAACGCUCAUCACUAACACACACGGGAAAUGCUAAACACCUGGGAAUGGCAACAGCGUGCGAGAACCAAACACUGGGGCUCCUUCACUGACAAAGGCUGGUACUUACAUGUACACACCAGAUGGAUGCAUGCAGACGGGGCCUGGUCAUGAGUACUCACUUAGAAGUGAGGGCUGAUGUCCUCCUCCUGGCAUAGUUUGAAUCCCUGGUUUUUCCAAAGUGUUGAUAAAGCAUCAAGGAAGAGCUAUAGGAAAGUGCUGGACAAAGGAAUUCCAGCAAAGCCAGCCAUUUCCUGCCUGCCCUCACCUCACUCUGGGCUCCUCAGCUCCCUCCUAAGAUCAGGGAUGAGAAGCCCAAUUUCUCUCAAGUUUUACUGCGGAUUUGAUGGAAUAUCCGGUGCAAGGGUUCCCAAGCAAAUCUCAGCCGUACGAGCUGGGUACUCAGAGGAGACAGUAGCAUCACCUGCCCAUGCCCACUGCCCCACAGGUAUGGGCAAACCUUAGGCACACAGAGUCAGCUUCAAUAAACGUGUUCCAAAUGGAUUCACAUAGCAGUUCCCAGAAUGGAGUGCUGGAGACUCUAAAAGAUGGGAGGAAGAGUUGAACCAUACCCAGAACCAAGGCAGCAUUACAGUGUGGACCCCCGUGAUAUUAACGGUGAAGAUUGCCUGAGCCAAGUGAACAGACCUUUCCAGCUCCCUGGCCUGGGGUUGAAGUCAGAAGGCUCCUCAGUUUCAGAAAGGGCAGGCUGGUGGUUUGGUGGUCAGAACUCCUAGGCCUUUUCCAGAUGCAGAAGGAUGGAGAUAUAGGUAGGGGUCUGACAACCAGACAACCUACUUUCUGGGGCAAAGCCCCUGUGGGUCACUUUUGUGUCUGAGCGUGACACCUGGAGAAGUUGGGUCCUGGGUCACUCAACGCUUUAACCAGGAGCAGUACACUGGGGAUUAGGAGCCUUUGCUCAGGGACCCAAGGCCAUUUCACUCCCCCAGCGGCUGUAUCCUGAAGGCUGUAAGGCAGAAGGCCUGGCAGUCCCUAGAGGAUAUGGAAUUUGGGGCCAGCUUUGCACCCACUGAGGCCAAUUUGUUCAUGAUCACCAACCAUAUUUGUGGGUUGGGUAGCAGGGAACUGGGAGCUGAACUUCACGUGUGGCGUAUUAAGUUACAGCAAAGAGUUUGGGGCUUAGCCAGUCAUGGGCUUUCUCAUGGGGGAAGCAGGGCUGAAUGAGAGGGACUGAGGGCAUGGAAUGCACCAUAGAUGGAGGUGGUGAGAACCCAGUCAACCUGGCUGCAGGUUCAGAACUGGAUGGUCCUAGGAGCUGUGGAGUCCAGGCCGACAGAGUGUGCUGAUGUUGGUCUCUGUAGGUGGAAGGGGCAGUUUGGAUUGGACUGAGGCUUGGCCCUGACUCUGCCUUAACCUGCAGCUCUGAUCUCUGGAGGGGAAGAAUCUGGAACUGGCAGUUGGCUUCGGGGGGAGAGGGGCUCCCUGCUUUGCCAGCACACAGAGCAGCAGUGUGGGUCCAAGGGCUUGCAUGGUAUAAGAUGGUAACAUUCUGAUGUUAAGAGGCUACCAUGAGUCAAACCAGGAGGACACUACAGACAGGAUGGCACAGCCUGGGGAGAAAGAUGGCACUGGGAUUGUGGCCAAGCCACGGAAGCAGGUUUGGCUGGGUCUUGGCACAUUCCUGUGUGUUUAGUCAACCAAAGAUGAACAGGUUUGGCCCUCCUUGGAGAGGCCAAGGACUUUUGAGCUACCCGAUGUAUCUUCCAUCGAGCUGCCCACAGGUCUCAUCUAGGGGCACUUAGCUGUCUGGGACAUCGAGGGCUCUGGAGCAGACAAGGGAGGCAACCAUGGAGUUCCUGAGGCUGACCUCGGCCUGUACCAUUCUUAUUC